GCCCAGUAACCCUGGUUUCCAGUUCCCUGAGUGUCUAAUGGCCAACUGUCAGUACACUCAGCUGCAGGAGUACGUGCGUCUGAUUGGUCCGUGGUGUCAGGUGAACAUCGGCUCCUGUCGCUUCAUGCUGGGCCAGUGUUACCUGGCCAACGGAGAGGGCCAGAAGGCUCUGCAGUGUUUCCAGGAGGCGGCAACGGAGGUCGAGAAGGAGGAGUUUCUGAUGAGACUGACGGGCAGCGAGGAGGAGGAGGCUGCAUCCACCCCACGACUACAGUACUACAAUAAGGUGCUGCGGUUGCUGGAGGAUGUGGGUCUCCCUGAGCUGGUCAUCCAGUUGGCCUCUCUGGCCAUCACAGAGGCCGUCACUGACGUCAACAGUCAGGCGGCUUUGUGGACCCGAAUAUUCAAACACCACCUGGAUCUGGGACACAACAGUGAAGCUUAUGAAGCGCUCACACAGAACCCAGACGGCAGCAUGCAGCUGGACUGUCUCCGUCAGUUGGUGGUUGUCCUGUGUGAACGUUCUCAGCUCCAGGAUUUAGUCCAGUUCUCGUAUGUCAACCUGCAUGAUGAGGUCGUCAGCAUCAUUGAGUCCAGAGCUCGAGGUUUGGACCUGCUGGCUCAUAAUUACUACGAGCUGCUGUAUGCCUUCCACAUCAACAGACACAACUACAGGAAAGCGGGGACCGUGAUGUUUGAGUUCGGGAUGCGUCUGGGUCGGGAGGUUCGGACUCGCGCGGGCCUUCAGAAGCAGGUGAAUUGUUACCUGGCUGCUCUCAACUGUCUGCGCCUCAUCAGACCUGAGUAUGCAUGGAUUGUCCAGCCCGCCUCCGGAGCCACGUACGAGCGUCCCGGAGCGUCUCCGAAGAGAAACUCUGAUGGAGAGUUUUCCUCUGAACCAGUGAGACGUCAGGUGGACAUCCUGGAGCUCAAGGACCUGGAAAAGGAGUACAUCUUGUCCCGCAGCCGCCUCACACUCGCUCAGCACCACCCGCCAUCCGCCGCCAUCGCCGGUACGCCUGCGUCACAGUUACUCUCCGAGUGCUAUCACUGCUGUAACAAGUGUUUAACCCUCAUAACCCUGACCACGAGGCUGAGGAGACACGGAGACGAGUGAGGACGUCCCUCACAGUGCAGAAAUAAGAUAUCUAGGAAACGUCAUAAAUGAAGUUAGCGGGAAAAUAAAAAUAA
Messenger RNA from Plectropomus leopardus (leopard coralgrouper), 1191 nucleotides. The record is from RefSeq and is a predicted model, not a curated record. Lineage: Eukaryota; Metazoa; Chordata; Actinopteri; Perciformes; Serranidae.